Rhodamnia argentea is the source of this 1422-nucleotide messenger RNA. RefSeq names its product monooxygenase 2-like. Gene Ontology annotation, molecular function: FAD binding. The transcript has 5 exons. The record is from RefSeq and is a predicted model, not a curated record. The coding region runs from base 70 to 1314 and encodes 414 amino acids. NCBI's taxonomy places the organism in Eukaryota, Viridiplantae, Streptophyta, Magnoliopsida, Myrtales, Myrtaceae.
CCGUAUCCCAAUUCAAGAACAAAACACACGCACACACACUCACAAGCUCGGAUUAGAAGAGGACUAUAUAUGGAGGAGGUGGUGAUCGUGGGCGGGGGCAUUGCGGGGCUAGCAACGGCGGUGGCCCUUAAGAAGGUCGGUGUCCGAGCCCUCAUCCUCGAGAGAUCGACGGAGCUACGAGCGAUCGGGGCAGCUCUCGGUCUCUUCCCUAAUGCGUGGGUCGCACUUGACGCGCUCGGGGUUUCGGACAAGCUCGCGGCCCUUUAUGCUCCUUCGGACAAGGGAUACGUAACUAAUGUCCAAACCAAAUCGAUUCAAGAAGUGCGUUAUGCAUCAAAUGACCGGGAUGGAGCUCCACCAAGAACAAUUCACCGGAAAGUCUUGUUGGAAGCUCUGGCAGAGGAGCUUUCUCCAAAUACCAUCCGGUUCUCUUCCAAGAUAACUUCCGUCGAAACCCAAGUAGAACAAGGCUCGCCCAUUUGCAUGGUCACGCUUGAUGAUGGGACCGUCAUAAAGUCUAAGGCUGUUAUCGGAUGCGAUGGGUUGCACUCUAUCGUGGCCCGUUGGCUUGGUCUUCGCCCGCCGGUUUGUACAGGCCGGUCAGUAGUGCGCGGAUUGUCCUUGUUCCCGGAGGGCCACAGACUUGAGCCCGGCGUGAUUCAACAAUUUGUAGACGUGGGUAAGAGGGCAGGUUUUAUUGCUCUCAAUGACAAGGAAUUGUACUGGUUCUGCGUGGUGAUGGGUUCUCCAAAAGAAAAACUAGAUCCAGAAAUGAUACAAAGGGAAGUGAGCGAGAAUUUGGCAAAGGACUUUCCCCCCGUGUACAUCGAUGUCGUCGAGCACUCCGAUCUUUCGAGCGUGACAUGGGGCCCGCUGAUGUUCCGAUAUCCUUGGGACGUCCUGUUCGGAAACCUAGCCCGAUCAAACAUCACAGUGGCCGGAGACGCUAUGCACCCGAUGACCCCUGACAUGGGCCAGGGCGGAUGUGCUGCGCUCGAGGAUGCGGUGGUAUUGGGCCGGCACCUGGGGGACGCGAUUUCCAAGCGCGGCGGCGAACUCGUGGCUCGAGACAUCGGAUUCGCUAUACAGAAGUAUGUAAAGGAGAGGAGAUUGAGGGCGACGGCGUUGAUAGCAGCGUCGUACUUGUCGGGGUGGCUUCAACAAGGUGGGUCCAGUCGAUUGAUGAGGUUCCUAAGGGAUGUGGUGUUCUAUAGGCUUCUCAUUACUAGACUAUUCAACGCGACACGAUAUGAUUGUGGGAAGCUUCCUAGUGUCUCCUCUUUACCUUCAUCUGGUUCCAAAAGCUCCAUCUAAUUACCCUGUUGCAAUUCAUAUCUGAGAACUCCAUGUAACGGUCUUAUAAUUUGUUGUCAAUAAAGGGUGAUGGAGUUUAUUGCAAUCAUAUUGGAAAAGUUCCUGGUA